Messenger RNA from Ciona intestinalis (vase tunicate), 1406 nucleotides. Its product is annotated as ubiquitin recognition factor in ER-associated degradation protein 1-like. Gene Ontology annotation, biological process: ubiquitin-dependent protein catabolic process; ERAD pathway. Gene Ontology annotation, cellular component: VCP-NPL4-UFD1 AAA ATPase complex. Lineage: Eukaryota; Metazoa; Chordata; Ascidiacea; Phlebobranchia; Cionidae. The record is from RefSeq and is a predicted model, not a curated record. Gene Ontology annotation, molecular function: polyubiquitin modification-dependent protein binding.
AUUAUACAAUAGCUGUUAAAUAAUUAAGCACCUAAGUUAAAUAAAGGUAUAACUACUAUGUUGCAAGACUUUCUAAAUGAGUUCAACAUGGGGGCCAGACGGCCCAAUACCUUCAGUAAUGGCUACAGAUGUUACUCCAGCAGCUUUGGGGCACUGUCUGAUCAAAAAAGUAAAGAUAUACAAAAAGGGGGUAAGAUUAUUAUGCCGCCUUCAGCUCUUGAUCAACUGAGUCGGUUAAAUAUCUCUUAUCCAAUGUUGUUUAAGCUUACCAACUCACCCAAGGGUAGAUCAACUCAUUGUGGUGUGCUCGAGUUUGUUGCAGAAGAGGGAGUCAUUUAUCUUCCUUAUUGGAUGAUGCAGAACUUACUCCUUGGAGAAGGAGAUCUUGUUCAGCUGGAAAAUUGCACUUUACCAGUCGCCACAUACGCUCGCUUUCAACCACAAUCCACUGACUUUCAUGAUAUUUCCAAUCCAAAAGCUGUACUGGAAAAUGCACUUCGUAACUUUGCUUGUUUGACUAAAUCGGACAUGAUUGCAAUCCAGUACAAUAGUCGACAGUAUGAACUUUGUGUGCAGGAGGUUCGGCCCCAGAAUGCUGUUUGCAUCAUUGAGUGUGAUAUCAGUUUGGAGUUUGAUGCUCCCGUUGGUUAUGAGCCACCAGUACCAAAGCCAAAACAGGUGGAGUCUGAUAUGAUAGUUGGGACACCAGAUAUGAAAAAAGCAAUAGAGGAGUACAUGAAAGAGACAAGUGGCUUCUCUGCAUUUGAAGGAACUGGGAAUCGCUUGGAUGGGAAGAAGAAAAGGACGAGGCAGAAGAAAGUUGAGAUUGAUGUGAGCAACAUCGAACGUGGUGUUCCAAAUUAUAAGUGGAAGUUUGGACAAUUGACUUUUAUUCGUAAUAAUGAACCAAAAAAGCAAACAGCUGACACUGAUACGUCAAAUGAUUUUGCAGUCUUUAGUGGCACCGGACAAAAGAUAAGAAAAAAGAAAAGCAAAAACAAUUAAAUAUUUUAAAUAUAUAUGUACUGAAUAAAUCCUGAAAGUUCUAUAAUUUAUAUAUUCACCCUUCUGCAUGUAUGGAAUAAACAGUAGGUGUGCAAUCUACACACUUAACCAUGUUAACAUGGGUAUAUUAAGGUUAAAAACAACGUACUUUAAUGUAUCUAAAUACAUAGCGGUUAGUUAGUUUCCAAUUCAUUUUUAAAUGUACAAAUUCUGUGUUUUGUUGCAAUAUUGCCUAUAUGUUUGUGUUUCAACAGUUGCUUAUAUCUUAUGGCUGGUUCUAAGUGGUUAUCUUCAUAGUUUGUUAACUCUCUUAGUUUCCUAAAAUUGACAUAAUGUCACAGUUUUAUUUACAAAUACUCUGGAUUCUUAUUUCCUGUAUUAAAAUUUACAGGUUACCAUAC